AUGGCCAACCUCAUUCCAGCCGUUACUUUUAUCAUCGCCGCUAGCUUGAGGAUAGAGAGGGUGGGAUGGAGUACAUCGGCCGGGAAAGCAAAGGUGCUCGGGACUUUAAUAGGAAUAGGUGGGGCGAUGCUCUUCACGUUUUACAAAGGCCCGGAUUUAAACAUAGGCAGCACGGGAAUAAACUUGCUCGAGACAACCUCGACUCAUCAUCCGGUAGCAAACGGGCAAGCUCAUAAUCCACAAGGGGCUCACAAUCUCAUCUUGGGCUUACUAUUAGCCCUGGCUAGUUGUGUUUCCUAUUCUCUCUGGCUGAUCGUUCAGGCAAAGGCGGCCGAGAAAUAUCCGUGCCCUUACUCAUUCACGGCCAUGAUAAACUUGUGGGGUUCGAUUCAGAGCACGGCAUAUGCAUUGGGAACAGAGAGGGAUUGGGCCCAGUGGGCCUUGGGAUGGAAUAUCAGGCUUCUUGCCGUAGUUGUUGCGGGUGUUUUGGGUGCCGGGCUAAUGUUCACCUUGGUCGCAUGGUGCAUACGCAUGAGGGGCCCGCUCUUUGUGUCCACAUUCAACCCGUUAAUGCUCGUGAUGGUGGCCAUUGCUGGGGUCUUGUUCUUGCAAGAGAAGCUUUACCUCGGAAUGGUAUUUGGUAGCAUUUUGAUCAUACUUGGACUGUACAUGGUACUGUGGGGAAAAGGAAAGGAAGUAAAAAGGGCACAACAGAUAAUACCAGAAAACAUAGACAACAACAAUCGUCAAGUUCCGGAGUUGUCCUCAAUACACAGUGAUAACGACAGUAUUCAAAGAGUUAGCCACAGGAAGGAAAAGGGAGAGGAAGAAAUAGAUGAAAGGGAUGAACAAUCGCAACGGGGUUCUCAUGCUAGCUCUUCCGAGAUUUUAAGCAGUCUUUACAUUUACCCUUAG
Molecule: messenger RNA, 915 nt
Organism: Striga hermonthica
Lineage: Eukaryota; Viridiplantae; Streptophyta; Magnoliopsida; Lamiales; Orobanchaceae
Source: the annotation of a GenBank genome assembly